AUGGUGAACAUCACUGAGAAGAUCAAGGAGAUUGAGGAUGAGAUGCGGCGGACGCAGAAGAACAAGGCCACAGAAUAUCAUCUGGGUCUUUUGAAAGGAAAGCUUGCCCGGCUUCGAGCUCAGCUCCUGGAGCCAGUUGGCGGAGCUGGCUCCGGAGGUGGUGCUGGAUUCGAUGUUAGCAAGAGUGGAGAUGCUCGAGUUGCUCUAGUUGGCUUCCCCUCAGUCGGAAAGUCUACGUUCUUGUCCAAGAUUACCAAGACCAAGAGUGAAGCCGCAGCCUACUCUUUCACCACACUGACUGCCAUUCCCGGUGUGCUUGAGUACGGUGGUGCCGAGAUCCAGAUUCUUGAUUUGCCUGGUAUCAUCGAGGGUGCGUCCGAGGGCAAGGGUCGUGGUCGUCAGGUCAUUUCGGCAGCCAAGACAAGUGAUUUGAUUUUGAUGGUUCUGGAUGCCACAAAGCGUGCCGAACAGCGAGCUUUGCUUGAGGCGGAACUGGACUCUGUGGGCAUUCGUCUGAACAAGGAGCCUCCCAAUAUCUACCUCAAGAUCAAGAAGGCAGGCGGCAUGAAGAUUUCAUUUGCGACACCCCCCAAGAGCCUGGAUGAAAAGCUUAUUUACAACGUGCUCCGUGAUUACAAGAUCCUUAACUGCGAAGUCCUCGUGCGAGACGAGAACGCUACUAUCGACGACUUUAUUGAUGUUAUCAUGAAGGACCACCGCAAGUACAUCCGCUGUCUAUACGUAUACAACAAGGUUGAUAGCAUUGGUCUGGAGUUCCUUGACGCCCUUGCCCGCGAGCCUUACACAGCCGUCAUGAGUUGUGAGCUUGAUCUCGGUGUGCAAGAUGUCGUUGAACGUAUCUGGAAGGAACUGCGACUUAUGCGACUCUACACAAAACGAAAGGGAGAAGAGCCCAAUUUCGAUGAGGCGUUGAUUGUACGCUCGAACUCGAGUAUCGAGGACGUCUGUGAUCAGAUUCACCGUACGAUCAAGGACACUUUCAAAUACGCCAUGGUGUGGGGAGCAAGUGCGAGACAUAUCCCUCAGCGCGUGGGACUGUCACACAUGGUUGCGGACGAGGAUGUGGUAUCUAUAGUCACUAAGGAUAAGGCUUAA
Penicillium brevicompactum is the source of this 1116-nucleotide messenger RNA. RefSeq lists its product as uncharacterized. The coding region runs from base 1 to 1116 and encodes 371 amino acids. NCBI's taxonomy places the organism in Eukaryota, Fungi, Ascomycota, Eurotiomycetes, Eurotiales, Aspergillaceae. Gene Ontology annotation, cellular component: cytoplasm. The record is from RefSeq and is a predicted model, not a curated record. Gene Ontology annotation, biological process: cytoplasmic translation. The transcript has 10 exons. Gene Ontology annotation, molecular function: GTPase activity; GTP binding.